CUGCUAUAUCGUUUUAGGUUCCACUUUUAGCUUUUCACUCUGACGCCAUAUUCCAUAUUGUGGAAGAGGGAACUAGUCCACAUCAAGAACCAACUCAUAGGUUUCCCUCUGUCAAUCAUCAUGAGUUUACGAAAGGGAAGCAGACAAUGAAUUGGGCACAGAAUGGCGUAGAAAUCCCCUAUUUACACAUGUAUAUGUGGUAGUGCGGAGUGGGAGGAAGACAUAAGCCAAGAUGAUUUUCAUCGACAAUAACAACGUUAAGUAUGAGGUCUGUCAGAUCACUGUAACAGAUGAUAGCGAAGUGGAAUUUACAGUCGAGAACCAGCCAAGCAAACGUGUGGUAGAGCAGACGCCAUGUAAGUUUACUCCACUACAUUCAGAUCCCACAGAACAAGUACAGAUACUGCCAGUCGAGCCGGGCGAGCAUCGGAAAUGUUCAAUGUGUGAAAAACGUUUCACUGACACAGAAUCAUUGGAAAAGCAUAUGGGUUUACACACUUAUGGGAGGGGAAAUAACUGUGAAAUUUGCGGGAAGUCCUUCAGUGCUAAAUCCUUUUUGAAAGUGCACAUGAUGGUUCACACUGGGGAGAGACCUUUUACAUGUGAUAUCUGCCACAAGGGUUUUUCUCGAAGCUCCAACCUCAAGGCUCAUCGUCUGACCCACACCAAUGAAAAGCCUUUUAAAUGUGACAUCUGUGACAAGGUUUUCACUCACCCCUCGAACAUGAAGAAGCACAUAAAGUCUCAACACACAGAAGGGAGGCCUUACAAGUGUGAAUACUGCGAUAAGAGCUACAAAUUAUCCAAGCAUUUAAGGAGGCACAUUAUGGUUCAUGAUCAAGAUAACAAAAAUAAAGUUCAGUACGUCUGCGAGGAGUGUGAUCAAACAUUUUCAUCACUUGAAGCAGCUAUAAAGCACAAAGAACAGCAGCAUGAGGCUGGUGUUCCUGCAAAUGACAUGCAAGAGUUCGUUGUUGAAGAACUUGUUUCAGAUGUGAAUGGUGCCUUUUCAUUGAAGAAAGAUAUUAAAAUUCCACCCCAGGCUAAAAUGCCUACAAAUUCUUUAUCUAAAGGGACAGGGAAUAUGAGGAUAAAGUGUGAUCACUGUACGAAAAGAUUUCAAAAUCAGGUAGACUUGGAUAAGCAUAUGACACUGCAUACAGGAGAGCGACCUUUCAAAUGUUCCAUUUGUAACAAAGGCUUCAAUGCAAAAUCAUUUCUGAAAGUCCACAUGGUGACACACUCAAAUGAAAAACCGUAUGAAUGUGAAGUAUGUGGGAAAGGUUUCAACCGACCCUCAAAUCUGAAGGCUCAUCGAGUUACUCAUGAUAUCAACCCCAAACCAUACCCUUGCAAUAUAUGUGGGAAAAUGUUUUCACAUCCAUCUAAUGUCACAAAGCAUAUCACAAUUCACACAGAUGAAAGGCCUUACCAGUGUGAAUAUUGUGAUAAAAAUUUCAGACAAUCCAAGCAUCUAUCACGACACAUGCUUAUCCACACUUCUGCACCAGGUUCACUUCGAUGUGCUCGGUGUGAGAAAAGAUUCUUGGAUGAAGACCAGUACCUUCAACACAAGAGAGAGCAUGAGCAGAAAAGUCAGUUCAAAUGCGAGUUUUGCGAAAGAACUUUUUUCCGUUCAUCACAUCUAAAAAGACAUGUACUAACUCAUACCCAUGGUCGAGCAAAUUCCUGUGAUUAUUGUGGAAAACCUUUUAAUUCCAUGGCGAAUCUUAGGAGGCAUCUGAUGAUAAAUCAUAAGAAAGAUACCAAAUAUCAGUGCCAAGUCUGUCAUCAGUUGAUUUUGCAACCAUCUCAUCUAGCAAAGCAUAUCAAAGAGCACCAGUGCCCAGUUGUUUCAGUGAAGGAAGGGGAGAAAAUUUUCCCCGAAGAAACUAAUCAAGAUGAGAGAGCUUAUAAAUGCUACCUUUGUAAGAAGAUGUUCAAACAACAUAUCCUACUUAAGAAACACCUCCAGGUCCACAAUAAGAUUCUUUACAAAUGUGGAGCAUGUGACAAACUUUAUUCUUCCAUGGCCGCCCUGAGAAAGCACAUUGUUGUACAUACUAGUGACGGUCCAUUUAAAUGCAACAUGUGCUCAAUAGAAUUUGAGCAGUAUUCCGAGUUAACAGAGCAUCAUCAAAAAUGUCAUGCAGCUAGUAAAGAUGAAAGAAAAUAUGUAUGUGAAGUUUGUGGAAAGAGAUUCAGAUAUCGACUGUCUGUUCGGAAGCACAUGGAGCUGCAUAAUAUGGAAGAAGACAAAACUGCAAUGUUUCAAUGUGACGUUUGCACAAAAAAAUUUCGUCACAUUUCUUCACUUUCACGCCACAAGAAAAGUCACGAGCUACAAACAUUUGAGAUGAAGGGAGAUGGAGGUGUGUCCCAGACAAUACAUUAUGUGUUGGAACAAGGUGUCCCCAUCUCCAAUGAAAUGGAGCUGCAGAACCAGACAAUACAAUUAAUACCAAAUGAUGAAGUUCCUGGAGAGGUAGCUGAAAUUGAAAUCCCAGCCAAUGCAGUUCCAUACAUCACUGAAGAAGGAGGACAGCAAGUAUUGCACAUUGCCAUUAAUGACACAGAAAACCAGAAAUCAACACAGUCAGUGAUGUCAAAUGAUGCAGGAAAUGAAUUAUCAGGGGUUAAAACUAACAACAGUCAUACAACAGGUUUACAGACGUCCACGACAGGGACUGCUGGUAAGGCAGAGUAUCAAGUUGUGGCAUCAGGUGAUGGAAAAACAGAAUACCAGAUUAUUGAGACUGACAAUUGUGGGAACUCAGGGGUGCUUGUUGUAUCAACGGACAAAAGUCAGGUUGCCAGUAACAACAAAACAGACACGGGUAUGCAUGUUUCUGUGACGGAGAGCAGAGCAGUAAGUGAAGUGUCGGGAAAAUUUCAAGUUGUAGCCCCCAACUCAAAGAAUGCCGAAGUGCUUGUUCAUACAGCUGCAGGCAAAAAAUUUCAUGAAGGAUCAGAAACUGUUUCAAAUGGGAACACUCAAACUAUGACAGAAGUGCAACAAAUUGAAGAGAAACUAGAAACUGUGACAUAUUUGAAUUUCAGUGAAGGACAAGUGGACAAGAAUUCAUUUGAUGACAUUUCCUUUGUGGUGUCCAGUGAUGAAUCUGGAAAGCAGUAUUUCCAAGUUCCAUCAGAAAUCCUCGGCAAAGCUUUCAAUCUUCAGGCUUUGCAUGCUUCAGGAGAGCCACUAAAGAUUCAAACUGAACAAAGUGCCACUGGGAAAUCUGGCAAUAGUGCAUCUGUGGAAAAUGUCAAGAUUAUAUAUGCAGAUACCCCUGCAGUAAGCCAAAUUUCCUAUGACGGUGAGUACAUCCAGCUUAUCGAAGGAGCUGAGAAUUCCGAGAUAGGGGAAGGGGUUGACCAUCUUGCAGAAACUAUUGUUGUCUUGGAGUCGCCCUCCAAUAUUUCCAAUACUGACCAUUCCUAUGUUAACACUUGUGAAACUAAUGUUAAAUCUGGACCAGACAAGUGAUCCAGUAUGAUGUACUUAAGAUUAAGAGUUCCUAAAUGUUUAUUAUUCUUUUCAAAGGUAAGCAUGUUUUGUAUUAUGUUAUACAUUCUCAGUGUAUCAAAAUCACAGAAGUUUUUUUUGUAUGCUUGCUAAAGGCUUUAUUCUUAUUUAGAAUUUUUGUCUGACCAGACAUUACACGUGAUGGAGUAGGGUCAAAAUGCAUCAAAUGAAUGCUGUUAUAUGAAUGCAGUUUAACAGUUCACUUUUUAUAAACCAGUAUUUCAGAUGUUUAUCAAUGAUGCAACUUUUUGUAAGUGACCUAAAUUAAUAGUGGUAAAUGGUUGUAUAUAGUACAUUUAUUAUGACUGGGGUAAAUUACUGUAUCAUGUGAGUAAUUUUUCUGCAUUUUGGGGGUAAAAUUAUUGUAUUUAUGUGGAUAAAAUUACUGUAAUGUGUGGAUAAAAUUAUUGUAAUAUCUGGAUAAAAUUAUAUUGUAAUAUGUGGAUAAACUUAUAUUGUAAUAUGUGGAUAAAAUUACUGUAAUCUACAGAUAAAACUGUUGCAAUAUGUGGAUAAAAUUACUGUAAUAUGGGAAUAAAGUUAUGGUACUUAUGUGGGUAAAUUCGUCGCAUUAUAUGGGUAAAAACUACAUUAUCCCAUGGUGGAAAAGUUGUACGAUGUAUGAGUUUGUGUAUUGUUACACCUUUGAAAAACAUUUAUAUUCUAUAACACUGUCCUUGGAUUGCAUGAAUACUGCUUUACUGUAUCUGAUCACCAUUUAGAUUUGUGAUUUUUUAUUAUCAUAAUUUGUUUAAGUGGGAAUACUGAUUUAUAUUUGUAUUAUUUAUUACUUUUGAGCUCGUAAAGUGAAAUUCACUUUGAUUUUCCUGUUGUUUCCUUCCGUGCCUUGCAUUAUUAAUGAGGACUAAUCUCUGCUACCGAAUAAAUAAAUGCUUGCACAUAU
Ostrea edulis (European flat oyster) is the source of this 4433-nucleotide messenger RNA. Its product is annotated as zinc finger protein 107-like. NCBI's taxonomy places the organism in Eukaryota, Metazoa, Mollusca, Bivalvia, Ostreida, Ostreidae. Bases 233 to 3490 code for a protein of 1085 amino acids. The transcript has 2 exons. The record is from RefSeq and is a predicted model, not a curated record.